Talaromyces marneffei is the source of this 1506-nucleotide messenger RNA. RefSeq lists its product as uncharacterized. The transcript has 4 exons. The coding region runs from base 1 to 1506 and encodes 501 amino acids. Gene Ontology annotation, biological process: reciprocal meiotic recombination. The record is from RefSeq and is a predicted model, not a curated record. Lineage: Eukaryota; Fungi; Ascomycota; Eurotiomycetes; Eurotiales; Trichocomaceae.
AUGUCUGUUCUACAGCGUAACCCACAUCAGCCCAAGCUGCUUGCGCAGUAUCCUCUGGUGAAAUACUCCUAUGCCGAGACUUCUUCUGACCAACAUGGCCCCAUUAGCUGGACUCAUGUCCAGUCUAAUGAUCUGAAUGCAAUCUUUGAAAAUGAGCCAGUCCAGCAGAAACUCAGGCUUCGAGUCGUCCGAGCACGCGAGCAAUUAGAAGAUAUUGACUUGGACGAGUUCGCCCAAGAGGCUGCCCAGCAAGCCAUUGCCAGGCAGACAAGGAAUACAAAGCCAUUGGUAGCCGUACUGGUGAAAGAUCCAUGUCUAGCUUUUCGAUUUCCAUCCGGCAGGGAUCAGAUUCAUCGUUUCCAAUUGAAAUUUGCCUCGAGCCAAGAUUACCGAGAAGCGCUAGAUAUCUUCAGAAAACUCAAUUGCCCUUUUAGCGAGACAUCAUCAGAUCAUAAUAUGCGCUCGGCAAGCUCCAGGCCAGAAUCGUCGUCGUCACGGAUCACGAACUCGACCAGUCCGGCUUUCAAUGGAGGAAUGGAAUGGAUACCAAACCCGGGGCACUCUAGUGUCCGCUCAUUCAAUCCGGGGUUUAUGCGGAGUCACACUACAUUAGGAGCUUCCACGGACAGGCUGGUAGCCAAUGCAUCCUCCCCAACCUCCUUUAUGCCCGAGUUUCUCACGCAAAACGCAAACAACACUCUGGGCCUCGACGAGUCCCAAAAAGACCCUUUAGGUGCUCGUACAUUUUCACAAAUCGCAAACACUCGAACUCAAGAGCUAGAAAGACCCAUCACAUCACCUAGUUUUGAUAGACAAGCUCUUGAACAAGUGUUGCCGCCGAAAAGGGAUCUCCCUUUCUCAAAGCCUGGGCCACGUCUGUCGAAUAUCUCUUCGCGUCUAGGGGUUUCGUUGGAGUCAGCAAAUAAUCCACAUGUCCUGAACGCUGCUCCUGCGGUUACGAAUGCAUCAUCGCGACCAGUCACUGCGCUAUCACGAGUAACAGUCCCAGCAACGAGCUCACCGGCGCGACAGCUUCGUCUAGAGCUUGAAGAUAGUCGACGCGGCAAUAUAAAUCAAGAACAAGAGCAGACAUCUCGAGGACACAUUCCUGCGUCUUCUCCUCUACUUGAGACUUCUGCUUUUGGAAUAUCGAGCCCGGAUUUAGGCAACACCAUGUCGCGUCAUAACGCUACAACCCAGCCACCGAGGGUUUCUUCUAACUUAUCUCCUGUGCAAAGCAAGUCACCUGUUUCCUUCCUGCAAGAUCGACAACAGUAUCAACAGUCAAUCAAUAAUCGCAGAACAACAACAUCGCCAGCAUCUUAUGCCCCGGUCAUGACCUCGACAGACCUAUCUGCAUACCUCGCAACGCCGGAAUCAGAACGCUCCCAGCUGGUCAACAACUGGAUCUGCCAACAGCUUGAAGACGAUGGCUUUCGGGCAUUGUGCCAUGACGUGGAGCGGGUAUGGCAGCGCAUUGCAUUUGGGAGUCAAAGCGGCGUAUAG